Molecule: messenger RNA, 1155 nt
Organism: Condylura cristata (star-nosed mole)
Lineage: Eukaryota; Metazoa; Chordata; Mammalia; Eulipotyphla; Talpidae
Product: basic proline-rich protein-like
Exons: 5
Coding region: 1-1155 (384 amino acids)
Source: RefSeq, a predicted model, not a curated record
AUGAACUCAUCAGCCUGGUCACUGGCCGCCGCCGUGGGCACCCCGCACAGCGCUGACGAGGGCCACGGGAAGAGAAAAGGUCUGCUCAUGGCCCUCGUCAGCAGCCUGGAAAACGUGCGCUUCAUUGACCAAGCCCGGCGCAAAUCAAAUUUGAUUCUAAAAUCUAGGCGCACCCGAGAUUUAUGGCGAAGACGUGCUGGUGGACGGACAGCCCUGCGACUGCGAGCCCGCGGCCUGCCGGGUGGGCGACCCCGUGCGCCUGGAGGUGCGGCUGACCAACCAGAGCCCGCGCAGCGUGGGGCCCUUCGCCCUGACGGUGGUCCCCUUCCAGGACCACCAGAACGGCGUGCACAACUACGACCUGCCGCACGCCGUGUCCUUCGUGGGCUCCAGCACCUUCCACCUGGACGCGGUGCAGCCGGCCGGCCAGUGCGCCUGCCUCGGGGCCCUCCUCUUCCUCUGCACGGGCGACUUCUUCCUGCACAUCCGCCUCCACGAGGACUGCUCGAGCAAGGCGCUGCCGCCGUCCUGGUUCUGCCUGCCCAGCGUGCACCUGCAGGCCCUGGAGGCCCCGGCCUAGCGCCGCCCGCCCGGCCCUGCGCCUGCCGGCACAGGUGUGCCCCCACACCCCCGGCCAGGCUCCCCCUUUCUCCGGCAGCCUCCAGGCCUCGAGGGCCCCAGACUUGGCGGCCGUGCCCACCUCCCACCGCCCCCAGCACGCCUCUGCUGGAGCUGGCGCUUGGGCAGAAGCUGACCGGUGCCCAGAGGGUGGUGCCACCCUGCCCUGUCCUGCAGCCUGGGGGUCACAGCCCAGGACAUCCACAGGAGGAGAGGGCGGUGUGGGGGAGGGGCGGCCAGUCGUCUGGGGGAGCCUCCUUGCCCCUGGACUCUUGGAAUCCCGGGGGCAGUGGGCACAGGGACGGCCCUGUGGUCAGCUCCAGGAAGAGCCGCGGGCCCUGCACAGGCCUGUGCUACCCGCCCGCCCGCCCGCCAGGGCUGCUCCCGGCUCCCACACAGCGAGCCCCGUGCGCCUGCGACCCGUUCUCAAUAAAGGGCCCGCUCCUGCCUCUGCCGGUCCAGCGCGUCCGUGUCGUCCCCUGCUGGCCUGGCCGCGCCGCGCCCGCGCGCCUCUGCGCCCCAUUUCCUCAGCUCUGA